UUGUUAUUAGCUAUUGAUCUUUUAUGGCGCUUGAUUUAUAAAGUAAACAUCCUAGGUGCUGGGAAGAUGGCUCAGAGGUUAAGCAAGCUUACUGCUCUUCCAGAGGAUCCAAGAUCCAUCUCUUUUUUUUUCUUUUCUUUUCUUUCCGGAAGCUGGGGACCGAACCCAGGGCCUUGCGCUUCCUAGGCAAGCUCUCUACCACUGAGCUAAAUCCCCAACCCUGAUCCAUCUCUUAUCUAUACGGGUUGACUGUCGGCGUUAGAAGGUGCGUCAUUUAAUGUGCAGUUCGAACUGCUACCAUAGUCUUUGAUGUCAGUGUUCUGUUGAUAUUAGGAAAAACUAUUCUCCAUACACCACCUGCAAUACAUCCUCCCUCCCCCGCUCCUAUACCCCCCUCCCGCAGGAACGGAAGCUGACUUAGGCCAACCGUUUUUUUUUUUCUCCUCUGGGCCCCGCCCAUCUCACCCCAACCUCUGCAGCUGUCAUGGCGGCCUGGCGGUUAAGUUUGUGCGCUCGCAGUCUUUUCGCGAUUCGAGGGCUGCAGGCUGCCCCACUUCGCUGGAAAUCCAGCUCCUCCAGGGCUGUUAUCGCCCGGUCCGCUGCGGCCAGUAAGAAGCGGCGGGAAGAACCGACCAUACAGUGGAUGGAGGACCCAGAGCCCGAGGAUGAAAACGUGUACUUGAAGAACCCAAACUUCCACGGUUACGACGACGACCCCAACAUGGAUGUCUGGAAUAUGCAGGCCGUCUUCUUCUUUGGUUUUUCCAUCGCCCUGGUCCUUGGCACUACCUUUGUGGCUUAUGUGCCCGACUACAGGAUGCUCGAGUGGGCCCACCGGGAAGCUAUGAUGCUGGUGAAAUACCGAGAAGCCAAUGGGCUCCCCCUCAUGGAAUCCAACCGGUUUGACCCCAGCAAGAUCAACCUGCUGGACAAUAAGUGAGCGAGGCUAAAGCAGCGCUACCCGCCCACUCCCUGCCUGUUUUCCUGCUCACUCCCCAGAGAAUCUACCAAACAUGUUGAAAGAGUGUUACUCCAGCUAGGCCUGUCAGUUAUUUGGCUAAGGGACCACACCUCAGGAAGACUGAUUCACCUAAAACUAUGCUGAAGAGAUGAGAGGAACAAUUAUUUCCUUAACGAGAUAAUGCAUUUCCCUUUGCAGAAACUCUGUCCUGGAUCUAGUCACCUGUGGAGCCUCCACCUUGUAGUCUGCUCACUACACGGAGGCCUAAGUUACAAAACAUAGCUGUUUCAUUUUCCCUUCUUUUGAAUACUUGCAAAUGUCUGGACUUUUUUUUUUUUUUUUUUUUUUUUAAUUUCUCUUGAUGUUCUGGGCACCUGGCUUCCUUUGUAUCCCCCUCUUCUGCUUCUGCCAUGGGGCUGCUUGGACAACCUCCAUUACUAACUUCAUGCCUAACCCAAAAAGGCGUGGCUUUCUCUUCUCCGUAUUUCUUCUGGGUUUUCAGGUUGCUUGGCCCCGCUAUGUUUCUUUUAAACUCUAAUUAAAUGAUUCUUAAGCUUC
Rattus norvegicus (Norway rat) is the source of this 1519-nucleotide messenger RNA. The record is from RefSeq and is a predicted model, not a curated record. Lineage: Eukaryota; Metazoa; Chordata; Mammalia; Rodentia; Muridae.